UGCUUUGCAGAUUUCCACCUUUCCUGACGGAAAAGGAGGGGCUGACCGCUCAGCCCUGCUGCAGAGCAAGUGGUGACGGGGAGGGACACCCCUCUCCUAAUGCGGCGGACGUGUUUCUCUUUGCAGGUGGUGGUGCUCCUGGAAUUCCUGAGCUGGGGUUGGCUGGAAGAUGACCGAAUAUAAGCUGGUGGUGGUGGGAGCUGGUGGUGUCGGGAAGAGUGCUUUGACAAUACAGCUCAUUCAGAACCAUUUUGUUGAUGAGUAUGACCCCACGAUAGAGGAUUCCUACAGAAAGCAAGUCGUCAUUGAUGGAGAGACAUGCUUGUUAGACAUCUUGGAUACUGCAGGGCAAGAGGAGUACAGUGCCAUGAGAGACCAGUACAUGAGAACGGGGGAAGGAUUCCUCUGCGUCUUCGCCAUCAACAACACCAAGUCCUUUGAAGAUAUUCACCAGUACAGGGAGCAGAUCAAGAGGGUGAAAGACUCAGACGAUGUUCCCAUGGUGCUGGUGGGAAAUAAAUGUGACCUACCAGCCCGGACAGUGGAGACCCGGCAAGCGCAGGACCUGGCCCGGAGUUAUGGGAUCCCCUACAUAGAAACAUCUGCCAAAACCAGACAGGGCGUUGAAGAUGCCUUCUACACCUUGGUGCGGGAGAUCCGUCAGCACAAGCUGCGCAAGCUGAAUCCCCCGGAUGAGAGUGGCCCCGGCUGCAUGAACUGUAAAUGUGUGAUAUCGUGACUAUGCCGACUGGAUGGUGUCUUGGAGAGGUUCCACUGUGCAGAGCGCAAGGAAAGGGGUGAAGCGAAGGAAGAAGCAAACGGAUUCAGGGGAGGAGUAUAGGGGGAGGGGGAGAGGAGGAGGAGGAGGAAGAGGACGGGGGGAGCAUGAGCCCCUCCAAGGACUAUCUCGCACUUCACCCAAGCCUGCGGCAAACAACUUUUUUCUUUUUUUUUUCUUUUUUUUUUUUUUUUUUUUCUUUCCCCAUCCCCUCCUCCUUUGGCCUCCUCCCACCCCGGCAACUGUACAAAGCCACAGAUUGAAUCACAGUAAAUUAUUAUUUGAUGGUCUCAACAAACCGUCUUGAUGGCUGUCUCCUCCUGCCAGAGGCUGCUGCUGCUGGUGCUCUGGGAGGAUCGCUGGUGGGGAUGGCGGGGAGGGAAGGGUGCUGAGGUUUGCUCUCCAUGGACCAAGGGCAUGCUGGAGACUGCGAAG
This is a messenger RNA of Egretta garzetta (little egret), 1213 nucleotides long. RefSeq names its product HRas proto-oncogene, GTPase (gene HRAS). The transcript has 5 exons. NCBI's taxonomy places the organism in Eukaryota, Metazoa, Chordata, Aves, Pelecaniformes, Ardeidae. Gene Ontology annotation, cellular component: plasma membrane. The record is from RefSeq and is a predicted model, not a curated record. Bases 170 to 739 code for a protein of 189 amino acids. Gene Ontology annotation, molecular function: GDP binding; GTPase activity; GTP binding. Gene Ontology annotation, biological process: Ras protein signal transduction.